AUGCCCGUCUCCCUCGCCAGAAUCGCCGGUCACACCGCGCGGAGGCUCGCCGUCGCCUCCCGCGCCCCGGCCACGCGCAGCGCCCUCCCGCGCUACAGCAACCUCGCCCGCAGCAUCUCGACCUCGAUCCCGCGCCACUACGCCGAGCCCCUGCCCACCACCCAUCUCAUCGAGACCGAGGAGGACUACGCGACCCCCAUCAACGAGACCACCCUUCACCAGGAGGAGGCCGAUGCGAAGGGCCGCAAGAUCCGCCACUACACUGUCAACUUCGGGCCCCAGCACCCGGCCGCCCACGGCGUGUUGCGUCUGAUUCUGGAGCUCAAUGGCGAGGAGAUCAUCCGUUCCGACCCUCACGUCGGCCUGCUGCACCGUGGCACCGAGAAGCUCAUCGAGUACCGGACAUACCUGCAGGCUCUGCCCUACUUCGACCGUCUCGACUACGUUUCUAUGAUGACCAACGAGCAGUGCUACUCGCUGGCCGUCGAGAAGCUGCUGAACGUUGAGCUUCCCGAGCGCGCCAAGUACAUUCGCACCAUGUUUGGCGAGAUCACCCGGGUCCUCAACCACCUCAUGUCCGUCCUGUCACACGCCAUGGAUGUUGGUGCUCUGACGCCUUUCCUGUGGGGUUUCGAGGAGCGUGAAAAGCUGAUGGAAUUCUACGAGCGUGUCUCCGGCGCCCGUCUCCACGCUGCGUACGUCCGCCCUGGUGGUGUUUCUCAGGAUCUUCCCGUUGGCUUGCUGGACGAUAUUUACCAGUGGGCUACUCAGUUUGGCGACCGCAUCGAUGAAACCGAAGAGCUCCUGACGGACAACCGUAUCUGGAUCGGCAGAACCAAGGGCGUUGGUGUCGUCUCUGCUGCCGACGCGCUCAACUACAGUUUCACUGGUGUCAUGCUCCGUGGUUCCGGCGUGCCGUGGGAUAUCCGCAAGUCGCAGCCGUACGACGCCUACGACAAGGUCGAGUUUGACGUGCCCGUCGGCGUCAACGGCGACUGCUACGACCGCUACCUCUGCCGCAUGGAAGAAUUCAGACAGUCUCUGCGCAUCAUCCACCAAUGCCUGAAUGACAUGCCCGCCGGUCCCGUCAAGGUCGAGGACUACAAGAUCGCCCCCCCGCCGCGUGCUGCCAUGAAGGAGAACAUGGAGGCCCUCAUCCACCACUUCCUGCUCUACAGCAAGGGAUACUCGGUCCCGCCGGGCGAGACGUACAGCGCCAUUGAGGCGCCGAAGGGUGAGAUGGGUGUCUACCUCGUCAGCGACGGCAGCGAGAGGCCUUACAGGUGUAAGAUCAGAGCGCCUGGUUUCGCCCACCUGGGCGGGUUCGACCAGAUCGCAAGAGGUCACUUGUUGGCUGAUGCCGUGGCUAUCAUUGGUACGAUGGAUCUUGUGUUUGGUGAGGUCGACAGGUAA
Diplodia corticola is the source of this 1413-nucleotide messenger RNA. Its product is annotated as nadh-ubiquinone oxidoreductase 49 kda subunit. Gene Ontology annotation, biological process: mitochondrial electron transport, NADH to ubiquinone. Lineage: Eukaryota; Fungi; Ascomycota; Dothideomycetes; Botryosphaeriales; Botryosphaeriaceae. The record is from RefSeq and is a predicted model, not a curated record. Gene Ontology annotation, molecular function: quinone binding; NAD binding; NADH dehydrogenase (ubiquinone) activity. The transcript has 2 exons. The coding region runs from base 1 to 1413 and encodes 470 amino acids.